ACCAGCUGAUUUACAAAUUUUACUCAUCAUUUUGCGGUACUGCUGGUAUGUACAACGGGUACUUCCGGAAGCGUUUAUAAGAAGUUUAUAACAGUUUUGAUGGUUCUAAUGCUAGAAGUGUGCUACUUUUGAUUAUUUAUUUAACGGUAAAGUGUGAUGCUAAAGAGUUCAGUAGUUCUAUCGAAAAAAUCAAUUAUUUCCCAGAAUGAAGACUGUUACCGGAAUAGCACCUGUAAAUAUUGCUGUCGUCAAAUACUGGGGCAAACGAGACGAAGACCUAAUUCUACCAAUAAACGACUCAUUAAGUUGUACCCUCUCGACAGAUUUUAUGUGCGCUAAGACAACAAUAAUGGCCAGCCCUACAUUCCCAACGCAUCGCUUUUGGCUAAACGGCAAAGAGUCAGAUUUUAACAACGAAAGGUUAAACAAUUGUUUAACCGAAAGUGAGUAUCCUUUUCACGCAAUGCAAAUUACAUCCAAAAAUAAAACAAUUCUAGUACGUAAACGCGCAAAUCCUAAAUGUGGUGAUUUACUCAACUGGAAACUUCACAUUUGUUCCGAAAAUAAUUUUCCUACAGCCGCUGGUUUGGCCUCAUCUGCAGCCGGUUAUGCAGCUUUGGUUUCAACACUUUCAGCUUUGUACAAUGUUGAGGGCGACAUUUCAGCUAUCGCACGCAGAGGCUCAGGAAGUGCUUGUCGCAGCAUUUACGGCGGAUUUGUCAGAUGGAACAAGGGGGCUAAACCAGGGGGCGAAGACUCAAUAGCAUGUCAAAUCGCAUCGGCAUCACAUUGGCCAGAAAUGCGCGUUUUAAUACUGGUGGUCAGUGACGACCAAAAAAAAUACAGCUCAACUAGUGGCAUGAAACAGAGUGUUCUCACUUCCGAGUUAUUGAAACACAGAGCUGAGAAAAUUGUUCCUGGUCGAGUGGAUGAAAUUAUUAAAGCGAUCAAAUUGAAAAAUUUUGAAGCUUUUGCAAAAAUUACAAUGCAAGAUUCGAAUCAAUUUCAUGCGAUUUGUUUAGAUACUUAUCCGCCUUGUUUUUACAUGAAUGAUGUGUCAAGGAUGAUAAUUGAGUUGGUGCAUGCCUAUAAUGACUAUCAAGGGGCCACUAAAGUCGCUUAUACGUUUGAUGCGGGUCCUAACGCCUGUUUAUAUUUGUUACAAAAUGAUGUUGAUGAAGUGGCGUCGUUAAUUAAUGACAUUUUUCCAAGUAAUACAAACCCGAGUGAAUUUAUUCGAGGGCUUCCAGUUAAAUUGAAAAAUUCCAAUAAUUUAAGAGAAACAUUAAAAAUACAAACACAAACACCAAAUAAACUCAGAUAUUUAAUUCAUACAAAAAUCGGUGAGGGGCCUCAAAUUUUGUCAGAGGCGUCUGAGCAUUUAUUGGGCGAAAAUGGACUUCCCAAAAAUUCAUAAAUCUAACAAGUUUGGAAAUAAGGAUAGGGGGUGAUUGUUGAAGGUGUCAAAACAAUGACAAUAAUCUAUUAAUGUUUUAUAUUAAUUAAUAAAUGACGGAAAAACUUUA
Molecule: messenger RNA, 1526 nt
Organism: Tribolium castaneum (red flour beetle)
Lineage: Eukaryota; Metazoa; Arthropoda; Insecta; Coleoptera; Tenebrionidae
Gene: Mvd
Product: Mevalonate diphosphate decarboxylase
Exons: 5
Coding region: 206-1417 (403 amino acids)
Biological process (GO): isoprenoid biosynthetic process; isopentenyl diphosphate biosynthetic process, mevalonate pathway
Cellular component (GO): cytosol
Molecular function (GO): ATP binding; diphosphomevalonate decarboxylase activity
Source: RefSeq, a predicted model, not a curated record